UGUAGAUGUUAAAUCCUUUUCACUUUCUUUGUAUGCUCAUUUCUUUAUAUAGUGGCUUUUAUAAGAACAAAAAUCACUGAUCUAAUUACUCCCUGCGCCAUCUUUUUGCGGUAACGUAGAUCAGUUUUCUCUACGUAACAGUAUUAAACUUUGAAGUGAUUGCAUCGAGUUAUGGCAAAUCGUAAUGUACCAAUCCCACGUCGACAGCUGUACAUCGGCGGAGAAUGGAGAGAACCGGUCAAGAAGAACCGGAUUCCGAUAAUCAAUCCGGCUACUGAAGAAAUCAUCGGGGAUAUUCCGGCGGCGACCGCGGAAGAUGUGGAUAUAGCUGUGGAAGCAGCACGGAAAGCGAUUGCUCGGGAUGACUGGGGUUCUACAACAGGGGCACAACGCGCAAAAUAUCUCCGUGCUAUUGCUGCUAAGGUACUGGAGAAGAAAUCCGUACUUGCAACACUUGAAUCCCUUGAUAGUGGAAAAACAUUGUUUGAGUCUGCUGCAGAUAUGGACGAUGUCGCAGGAUGUUUUGAGUACUAUGCAGACCUCGCUGAAGCUUUGGAUUCGAGAAGGAAGACUCCUGUCAAUCUUAAUUCGGAUUCAUUUAAAACUUAUGUUCUUAGAGAACCUCUUGGUGUUGUGGGAUUGAUAACUCCAUGGAAUUAUCCAUUGUUAAUGGCCAUAUGGAAAGUUGCCCCUGCUCUGGCUGCUGGUUGUGCAGCAAUACUUAAGCCGUCUGAACUAGCAUCAAUUACCUGUUUGGAGUUGGGUGAGAUCUGUAGAGAGAUUGGUCUUCCUUCUGGUGCCCUUAACAUUUUAACAGGAUUGGGGCCUGAAGCUGGUGGUCCUUUGGCAUCUCAUCCUCAUGUGGACAAGAUUUCAUUUACAGGAAGUGGACCUACAGGAUCUAAGAUCAUGACUGCUGCAGCUCAACUUGUUAAACCAGUUAGUCUUGAGCUUGGUGGAAAAAGUCCAAUAGUUGUGUUUGACGACAUCGAUAACCUUGAUAUAGCUGCUGAGUGGACUCUUUUUGGUAUCUUUGCGAAUACUGGUCAAGUUUGUAGUGCAACAUCACGGCUUAUAGUACAGGAAAGCAUUGCUUCUGCAUUUUUGGACAGGCUGCUUAAGUGGACCAAAAACAUCAAAAUCUCCGAUCCUUUGGAAGAAGACUGCAAGCUUGGUCCUGUCGUCAGUGCUGGACAAUAUGAGAAGGUAUUGAAGUUUAUCUCAAAUGCCAAAAGUGAAGGUGCAACCAUUCUUUAUGGUGGCGAACGGCCUCAGCAUUUGAAGAAAGGAUAUUAUGUUCAGCCAACUAUUAUUACUGAUGUUAAUACCUCAAUGGAAAUCUGGAAAGAGGAAGUAUUCGGACCUGUUCUUUGUGUCAAAACAUUCAAAACUGAAGAGGAAGCCAUUGAACUAGCAAAUGACACCAAGUAUGGUUUGGCUGCUGCUGUUAUGUCAAAAGAUGUUAAAAGGUGUGAGAGGUUUACAAAGGCAUUUCAGACAGGGAUCAUCUGGAUUAACUGUUCACAGCCAACCUUUAAUCAGCUUCCAUGGGGUGGUAAAAAGCGUAGUGGUUUUGGACGUGAUCUAGGGGAAUGGGGUCUUGAAAGUUUCUUUAACAUUAAGCAGGUGACAGAGUAUACUUCUGCUGAACCAUGGGCUUUUUACAAGUCACCUUCAAGGAACUAGUGAAAGAGAGUUUGUCCAUAAAGCAGUUUUAAUAAUGUGCAAAACUAAACUCUAGUCUAUUAGAAUUGUUUGAUUUGCUCGUUAAUCAAUAAAUAGUUUUAAUAAACCUUAAUCGAAUAGAGACAAUAUCAAAGUAGCUUUUCUAUUCUAUUUGUAUCUCGGGUUAGGCCCUUCUUUGGAUCCAGUGUGAACACGGGAUAUUUUGUUUGUCA
Molecule: messenger RNA, 1898 nt
Organism: Solanum stenotomum
Lineage: Eukaryota; Viridiplantae; Streptophyta; Magnoliopsida; Solanales; Solanaceae
Product: aminoaldehyde dehydrogenase 2-like
Exons: 15
Coding region: 172-1686 (504 amino acids)
Molecular function (GO): oxidoreductase activity, acting on the aldehyde or oxo group of donors, NAD or NADP as acceptor
Source: RefSeq, a predicted model, not a curated record